This is a messenger RNA of Papaver somniferum (opium poppy), 1857 nucleotides long. RefSeq names its product protein FAR1-RELATED SEQUENCE 5-like. Lineage: Eukaryota; Viridiplantae; Streptophyta; Magnoliopsida; Ranunculales; Papaveraceae. The record is from RefSeq and is a predicted model, not a curated record. Gene Ontology annotation, biological process: regulation of DNA-templated transcription. The transcript has a single exon. Gene Ontology annotation, molecular function: zinc ion binding. Bases 1 to 1857 code for a protein of 618 amino acids.
AUGGAGUUCGGAACCGAAGAUGAUGCAUUCAAAUUUUAUAAUGCAUAUGCUUUUAUGAUGGGUUUUAGUGUUAGGAAAAGUAGAACACAUUUAUUCCAAGAUGGCAAAUUGAGAGACAGACUUUACGUUUGUUCAGCCCAAGGUACCCGCGAAGAAGAUAAACGCGAUGAUACUGUACAAAAUCACCGAGCAGAAACGAGGUUUGGGUGCCUAGCAGAAAUGAAAAUUAAUCGCACACCCGAUUGUAAGUAUCGUGUUAGUAAAUUUUUUCCGUAUCAUACACAUGUGACUACAACUCCUAGUAAGUCUCAUCUUUUUAGGUCACACAGAAAGCUAAAUAUCGCAAAUGCAGCUCAAGCUGAUAUGGCUGAUAGUUCAGGAAUUGCUCCUAAAGAGGCUUUUGAGUUUAUGAGUAGACAAGCUGGUGGUCGUGAGAAUCUUGGGUUUAUACCUAUUGAUCAUAAAAAUUAUUUACGUACUAAGCGAACAAGAAAAAUAAAAUAUGGAGAGACAGGUGGUGUAUUAGAAUAUCUACAAAAAAUGCAAGUAAAUGAUCCUAAUUUCUAUUCUGCUAUACAAGUUGAUGAAGAUGAUUUGAUAACUAACAUUUUCUGGGCUGAUGCAAGGAUGAUGUUAGAUUAUGAUCUGUUCGGCGACGUAGUAUGUUUUAAUACUACUUUCACGAAAAACAAAGAAGGACGACCCUUUGCCAUGUUCGUCGGAGUGAAUCAUCAUAAACAAUCAAUUAUUUUUGGUGCUGCAUUAUUAUAUGAUGAAUCUGCAGAAACUUUUAUCUGGUUGUUUGAUACUUUUUCCAAAGCUAUGUCUGGAAAAAAGCCAAAAAGUAUUUUCACUGACCAAGACGCAGCAAUGGCUAAAGCAUUAGCUUCACAGUGGCCAGAAUCAUGUCAUCGGUUGUGUAUUUGGCAUAUUUAUCAAAAUGCUGCAAAGCAUCUUAGCCACGUGUUUCAUAAAUUUACCAACUUCGCAACUGAUUUCACAAAUUGUGUCUAUGAUUACGAGGAUGAAGAAGAAUUUACAAAUGCUUGGUUUAAGAUGCUUGAAAAAUACAAUCUCAAUGGAAAUGAUUGGCUAAGAAGAUUAUAUGAUCUAAAGGAAAAAUGGGCACUAGUUUAUGGGCGAGACACCUUUUGUGCUGAAAUAACCACCACUCAACGCAGCGAAAGCUUAAAUAGUCUUGUAAAAAGAUAUGUCAGCUACAAGUAUGAUCUAUUGCGUUUUUUCGAGAAUUUUGAAAGACUAGUGGAUGAUCGUCGUUACGAAGAAAAAAGGAUGGAUUUUAGAGCGAGCCAAAGUACUCCUACAUUAUCAUUUCCAGUAAAAUUUUUGAACCAUGCAGCAAGUGUUUAUACACCAGCAAUAUUCAAGUUGUUCCAGAUACAACUAUGUAGAGCUCAUGAUUGUUCCUUUAGAUGCUUUAACGAUGGUGAAAGUGAAACAUUAAGUAAAUAUAAAGUUAUUCCACAUGGGAAAAAAUACCACCGCACAGUCAUUUAUGACUCGAAAAAUAAUAAUGUUUCAUGCAGCUGCAGGAAAUUUGAAUUUGCUGGUUACUUGUGCUCACAUGCUUUAAAAAUCCUUUGUGUAAAGGAUAUUAAGAGCAUUCCUGAUCAGUAUAUUUUGAAGAGAUGGACAAAAGAUAUUAAGUGCGUUAGCACGAAAAUCGGUUCAAAUCUUCAUGAAAAAAGAGAGUCAAGGGAAAAUGUCGUAAGGAGAUAUAGAGAGUUGUGUAGAUCAUAUAUUCAACUAGCAACAAGGGCAGCUGAGUCUGAAGAGGUAUAUGAAAUUGCCAAAAUUUUGAUAUAUUGUGCAUUAUCACUUCCUAGCGGUAGGUAG